This is a messenger RNA of Drosophila gunungcola (fruit fly), 1871 nucleotides long. RefSeq names its product probable G-protein coupled receptor Mth-like 7. Bases 608 to 1699 code for a protein of 363 amino acids. Lineage: Eukaryota; Metazoa; Arthropoda; Insecta; Diptera; Drosophilidae. Gene Ontology annotation, cellular component: membrane. Gene Ontology annotation, biological process: cell surface receptor signaling pathway. The record is from RefSeq and is a predicted model, not a curated record. The transcript has 7 exons. Gene Ontology annotation, molecular function: G protein-coupled receptor activity.
CGGCUUGCCGAAGUUUGCUUUCUUUAUUGUUUUAUUUUUUUGCUUAAAAGACCGAUUAAUAUUGACCACUUUCAAUUUAGCCUUCACUCAAACCAACUUUCCUGAUUUUGAACGUUUUUGGUUUUCUUUUAUCCAAAAGCUCAACUAUCGCGCAUUCUACGUAUUCAUUUGGGCGCAUUAUCUUAUUCCCUUGUUGCCUAUUUAUCGUCAUGAAUUUGCAAUAAUUUUUAUGCCAUAUUCGUAAAGUUGGGUAAAAACAUUAUAUUUCUAAUCCCUUGGAGAAUUGGUAUCUGCGGAGUUCAGGAGCGUAUGCAGAAUUUCAGCAGGGCGACCCUUAUUUCGCUUAUGGUUUUAAAUAAAUUGAACGCUAAAGGGCGGGACUGUGUUUUUGAGAAAUGUGCGAAUCGGGUCAGUUUCCUUGUAGUUAACGACCGAGGAUCAGUCGAGUUGGGCUUUCAGUGUCGCAGGUUCAUAGAUUCAAAAUGCAGCUGCCUUUAAAUAUAUUCGGUUUGAUUUUUGCUCUUAUCAUCCUGAAGAAAAUUAGGGCAGACAUUCCCGGUUGUGACUACUUCGAUACUGUCGAUAUCUCACAUCUCUCAAUCCCUACAUGUACCUAAUGACGAUGGACCAAACGGUUGAGAAUCGGGUUCCUGUGAUCGAAAUGGCCGUUAUAAGGGAUCCGUUUUGGAAUUGUGACGAGGUGCUCAGCCUGAAGAACGAUGAGUUCACUUUUAUGCAGAACGGCACCUUACUUAUCCACUCGUCUGAGGAGUACCUAAACAAUUACCAAUACUGUCUGUACCCCAAGUUUUAUACGGACUUCCCAAAGUAUAUAUGGGUUGUCGUGCACAGGUGCAUGACGAUAUUGCUCCCAGGGACCCUCGAAGUCUCGGUGAUAUCGUUGAUAUGCUUUAUCCUUACGAUCGCAGUGUAUCUUUACGUUGAGAAGCUUCGAAAUGUGAUUGGCAAGUGCCUCAUUAGCUGCAUAUUCGGAAGGUUCAUGGAGACCCUUAACAUGAUACUGGAUGACUUGAGCGUAUUAAAUGGCAUUUGCUCAUCAGCAGGCUAUAGCUUAUACUUCUUCAAACUGGCUUCCAGUCUCUGGCACACAGUCAUCAGCUACCAUGUGUGGAAAGGAUUCAAAUCUAUUAUUCGGAACGAACCUCGUCAUCAAUUCCUCACCUACAGUGUCUUUGUAUGGGGAACUGCUUUAAUCCCGACCGGAAUAAUUUAUUUAAUUAAUCAAUCGUGGAAUAACGAUUUGCAUAAAUGGAACUGGAUGCCCUUGGUCGGUUUUAGUCAAUGCUCGGUAAAAGAUUCGAACUCUUCUUCUUGGAUCUAUUACUUUGGACCUUUACAGAUCCUAAGCACCUUCAAUGCGGCCAUGUUCACCUCGACGGCCAUUCACAUUCGAAAAGUGAGACGACAAUUAAUGAAUUUCCGGCAGGAAAAGACAGCGAGCAGUCUUCAUUUCAACAGUCAGACUUACUUGGAGUUUCUGAGGCUAUCUGUUUUGAUGGGCGUAUCCUGGACCCUGGAUUUUGUUCCUUUUUUUGCGCAUAGCGCCAAUUUUUGGUGGCCAGUCGUUUGGGCUCUUAAAUAUUACCAGAAGGGCUUCGGUAUUAUUAUUUUUAUUCUUCUUAUCCUUAAGCGCAGUACUAUCGUACUGAUUAUUAAUAGUUUUCGAGAAAACCGGUAGCAGCAGUGUCAUAACGAUCAGAGGGAAACUAACUUUACUGAAUCAGCGCUAUGGAUCACCAAAAAUGUUCCAAAAUGGCAUUAUUUCGAUGUGCUGAUCUGGCCUCCACCAUAAAACUGGAAUAUGGGUGUCUUCGAUCAUUUUUUAGUUCGACCAUAGAAGGAAAGAAUAU